AUGGUUUUAAAGAUUUCCUCUAAAUUUGAGUUUGCCAAUGUGAAGUGCACUUCUUUAGAUAAAGAGUUUGAUGAAUUCGAGUAUUGCUAUAUAAAAUCGGUGAACCGGAGCUACAAAUACGUGUCGCUAAAGGUCAACCUACUUCAAACCCCCAUUAGGAAAGUAAAACUUCAGGUGGGACUCUACAAAAAAUUUAGCGGCUACCGACCUUUUAUGUACAAUGUCACAGUAGAUCUCUGCAGAUUCUUCAAGAACCCAAAGUCCAACCCAUUUAUUGAUUACUUUUUCAGUUUCCUAAGACCCUACUCAAAUAUAAACCAUACCUGCCCCUAUGAUAAUGAUCUCAUGAUAGACAAACUUCCCAUCGGUUUUGUCCAACACCAAACCUCGAUAGUUUUACCCUUUCCAGAAGGCGAGUAUUUUGUGGAAAGUCGCUGGAUUGCCUACGACAUCCAACGGGCUGUUGUUAGAAUAUAUGGAACUAUAUCUUAAUCAAGUUAGCUAGUAAGAAAACAGAAAAAUUUCGAUUAAACCUGUAAUACCCACAUAAACACGCCAAGCUCCUACCAAGCAUUGGUUAAUAAUAAGGUUUAUUUGCAGGUAUAGCUAAUGGUCAGUUCCGGAGGAGCUGAUUCCUCCGCCAGUUGAUAUAGCCUGUUCUUAUAAACAUAUUCAUUAAUCAUUAAAAUAUUAAUUCAAAUAAUUUUGCGUUUAUAAUAUUUCCGUUUUGAAGAACAACUUCAGUUUGAGCUUUGGUCAAAUGAAUGUUUAUUUGAGUUUGGUAAAUAUAUCUUUGACUACAUAUGUUAAAAUCCAUAGUAUAUUGAUAUUUUUAAAUAUUCUCAUACAUUUUCGGUAAUUAUUGUAAAUACUUCUCGGUUUUCAUCUGGUAUUAAAUGCAUUUCUUGAGCAUUAAA
Molecule: messenger RNA, 917 nt
Organism: Drosophila ficusphila
Lineage: Eukaryota; Metazoa; Arthropoda; Insecta; Diptera; Drosophilidae
Exons: 4
Coding region: 1-492 (163 amino acids)
Source: RefSeq, a predicted model, not a curated record